Molecule: messenger RNA, 858 nt
Organism: Diaporthe amygdali
Lineage: Eukaryota; Fungi; Ascomycota; Sordariomycetes; Diaporthales; Diaporthaceae
Product: short-chain dehydrogenase
Exons: 3
Coding region: 1-858 (285 amino acids)
Molecular function (GO): oxidoreductase activity
Source: RefSeq, a predicted model, not a curated record
AUGGCAACCCCGAGAAUCCACGAAGGCAAGCUUGCCAUCGUCACUGGCGCCGCACGAAGUAUCGGCGCCGCCAUUGCCACGAACCUGGCUGCGAAGGGCGCUCACGUCCUGAUCGGAUACCUGACUGAGGCUUCUGAUAAGCCAGCGGCAGAGCUUGCGCAGGAGCUGACCUCGAAGCAUAAUGUCAUCGCCGUGCCUUGCCGCGCCGACAUCAGCACCCCCGAGGGUGUGAAGACUCUCAUCGAGACGUGCAAGGAGAAGUUCCCGGCCAAUUCCAAGACUGGGAAGCUACAGAUUGAUAUCAUCAUUAACUCUGCGGCUGUCAUGCCCACCGGACCCGUCGAGGCUGUGACUCCAGAGGAGUUCCAUAAGACGUACGCGACUAAUGUCCUGGCUCCUAUCCUCCUAGUUGGCCAAGCGAAACCUUACCUCCCGACUGACCGCUCCGGUCGUAUUGUCAACAUCUCCAGCAUCGGGCAGAAGUGCGGCCUGCCUUACCUCACCCUCUACAGCGGCACCAAGGGCGCCCUCGAGGCCAUGACCAGGACGUGGGCCCGCGAGCUUGCAGAGCAGUGCACCGUCAACACGAUCAACCCGGGCUCGGUGCUCACCGACAUGUUCCGCAACUGCAGCGAGGACGUCCUGGCCGCCCAGGCGCUCUGGAGCCCUGUCAUCCCGCUGUCUGGUGCGCGCGAGUGGGACACGGACGAGGUCAAGGCCAUCGCCAAGAGGUGGGGAGGCCGGCCUGCGUACGUCGAGGAGAUCGCCGGUGUUGUCGCCAUUGUGUGCAACCCUGAGUCUGGCUGGAUGACGGGCAGCGUUGUCUCGGCCAACGGUGGACAGUGCUUCAGCACUUAG